Messenger RNA from Brassica oleracea var. oleracea, 3672 nucleotides. RefSeq names its product protein CROWDED NUCLEI 2. The record is from RefSeq and is a predicted model, not a curated record. Bases 1 to 3483 code for a protein of 1160 amino acids. Gene Ontology annotation, cellular component: nucleus. The transcript is spliced from 8 exons. NCBI's taxonomy places the organism in Eukaryota, Viridiplantae, Streptophyta, Magnoliopsida, Brassicales, Brassicaceae. Gene Ontology annotation, biological process: nucleus organization.
AUGUUCACGCCGCAAAGAAAACAGUGGAUGUCUCCGGCGAUGACGCCGAGAAGCGAGACGCGUGUUACUAACCCUAGAAACGCCGAUAGAAAGGGGAAGGCGAUUGCGUUCAGCGAGGACCCGGUGAAUUCGACUCUUCCGCCGCCUCCGAUUGGAACUCUGACCGGAGAAGGCUUUUCCAGAGGUGAGGCUGAUGAUAUGGAUAUGGGCGAUUGGAGGAGGUUUAGGGAAGUGGGUUUGUUGGAUGAGGCAUCAAUGGAGAGGAAAGAUCGAGAAGCGCUUCUUGAAAAGAUCUCCACACUCGAAAAGGAGUUAUAUGGCUACCAGCACAACAUGGGACUUCUUCUCAUGGAGAAUAAGGAGUGGGCUUCGAAGCACGAGCAACUAAAUCAGGCAUUACAAGAAGCUCAAGAAAUCCUUAAAAGAGAGCAGUCAUCACAUCUGUACGCAUUGACGACUGUGGAACAACGAGAAGAGAACUUGAGAAAAGCCUUGGGUUUGGAAAAGCAAUGUGUUGAAGAGCUUGAAAAGGCUCUUCGUGAAAUGCAAGAAGAGACUAACAAGACAAGGCUCGCUUCUGAAGCUAAACUAGCUGAAGCAAAUGCUCUGGUUGCUAGUGUUACCGGGAGAUCUUCUGAUGUGGAAAGUAAGAUUUAUUCUGCUGAAAGCAAACUCGCAGAGGCAACUAGGAAGAGCUCUGAGCUGGAAAUGAGAUUGAAGGAAGUGGAGACUCGUGAGAGGGUCCUGCAACAAGAGCGGCUUUCAUUUGCUAAAGAGCGAGAAUCAUAUGAAGAGACUUUCCAUAAGCAAAGAGACUACCUUCAUGAAUGGGAGAAAAAGCUUCAAGAAAAAGAAGAAUCGAUGCCUGAACAGAAGAGAAGCCUGAAUCAUAGAGAGGAAAAGGUUAAAGAAAAAGAAAAGAACUUGAAGUUGAAAGCAAAAGAACGUGAAGAACGAGAGAGAAAGAUUGCUUUGUCAAUGUCAAAGUGUAAGGAAACUGAAGAGGAUUUGAGUAAGCGAUUGCAAGAAUUGACUGCAAAAGAGAAAGAAUCUUGCACACUCCAGAGCAUGCUAAUGGCAAAGGAGAGGGAGUUGCGAGCACUUGAAGAGAAGCUUAUUGCUAGAGAAGGGACAGAAAUUCAGAAGCUCAUUGAUGAUCAGAAGGCAGAAUUAGCUGAUAAGGUGCUGGCAUUUGAACAAGAAUGUGAAGAGAGAAGAAAAUCUCUGGACAAGGAACUCCAAAGAAAAACGGAAGAAGUUGAACGACAGAGAGUUGAAAUUGAUCAUGGCGAGGAGAAGCUGCAGAAAAGAAAUCAAGCUCUGAAUAAGAAGUUUGGGCGAGUGACUGAAAAAGAAAUGGACCUUGAAGCAAAGUCUAAAGCUAUUAGAGAAAAAGAAAAAGCCAUACAAGCUGAGGAGAAAAGGUUAAGUUUGGAAAAGCAACAAUUACUUUCUGAUAAGGAGAGCCUCAUGGAUUUACAACAAGAGAUUGAAAACAUCCGGUCUGAGAUGAUGAAGAAGGAGGAUGCGAUCCGGGAAGAACUCAAAAGUCUUGAAAUCAAGAAAGAAGAGAGAGAAGAAUACCAGAGACUGCAAUCUGAACUCAAGUCCCAGAUAGAGAAAUCAAGACUCCACGAGGAGUUUCUUUCUAAGGAAGUUGAAAAUCUGAAGCAAGAGAAAGAGAGAUUUGAAAAGGAGUGGGAAAUAUUGGAUGAGAAGCAAGCCGAAUACAAUAAAGAGCGAAUGAGAAUUUCUGAAGAAAAAGCAAAGUUUGAGAGGUUUCAAAUGCUGGAAGGAGAAAGAUUGAAGAAAGAAGAGAGUGCUUUCAGGGUUCAGAUAAAGCAGGAACUGGACGAUAUUAGACUGCAAAGAGAAUCGUUUGAAGCCAAUAUGGAACACGAACGUUCAGCAUUACAUGAAAAGGCCAAACUUGAGCAUUCUAAGGCGCUUGACGAUCUAGAAACGAUGAGAAGGAAUCUUGAAAUUGAACAACAAAAGAGAAAAGAAGAAGACGAGAAAGCUCUACAAGACAGACUGUCUCAGUUUGAGGAUAAAAGAAUGAAAGAGCUUAGUGAUAUCAAUCACCGUAAGCAGGCUUUGAACAGGGAGAUGGAAGAAAUGAUGUCGAAAAGGGGUGCUCUCCAAAAGGAAAGUGAAGAAAUUGCCAAACACAAGGAGAAACUCAAAGAGCAGCAAGCAGAGAUGCAUAAUGACAUUAGUGAACUUAGUACACUCAGCAUCAACCUCAAGAAGCGUAGAGAAGAGUUUGCACGUGAAAGAGGUCGGUUUCUGGCAUUUGUUCAAAAGCUCAAGGAUUGUGGGAGUUGUGGGCAGCUGGCGAAUGAGUUUGUACUCUCUGAUCUCCAACUACCAUAUAACGAAGAAGAAGCUAUUCUGCCACCUAAUGUAGUUUUGAGUGACCUUCCAGAAAGUUCUGAUGCGUCUGACUCCUGUAAUAUCAAGAAAUCUCUAGACAGAGAUGCCUCAGGAAGUGGUGGAUCUAGAAGGCCCAACAUGUCGAUACUGCAGAAGUGCACUUCAAUACUUUUCUCACCAAGUAAAAGAGCUGAGCAUGAUAUGGACACAGGCAAGCCUGAGCAGCGUCCGUCCUCCUCACUGGCCGUUAAUAAGGAAACAAAAGGUGAAAAACCACUGCCAGUUAGCACAAUUCCGGACGAGGAUGAGGAAUAUACAGACAGUCGAGUACAAGAAACUUCUGAAUGUUCUCAGUUUUCAGAGCUUCAGAGUGCCAGGCGUGGACGUGGACGUGGCAGACCUAGAAAACCCAAGCCUUCUACGAAUCCUACUAGUUCGGCCAAUCAUGCCAGCCCUGGAGACUCAUCAAAAGGUGAAGCGAGUGGUCACGUUUCUGGUACUAGCGAGAAGACAACAGGCAGAGGUGGAAGGAAAAGACAGCAUACUGAGGAUACUGCUGCUGGUGACGGACGUCGUAAGAGACAGCAGACUGUUGCUGUCUUGCCGCAGACCCCUGGCCAAAAACGCUACAAUCUGAGGCGGAACAAAGCCGUAGACCAAGUUCCAGCAGAUGUUAAAGAUAAUGCAGCUGGUGGUGAAGAUGAUGCAGACAUUGCUGCCUCUGCGCCAUCAAAGGACAAUGUCGAAGGAACUAGCGAAUCGGUGGUGGAACCUCUUCCAGCUAGAAGAUUAGAAAGUUCAGAAGUUAGGGUUGAGAGAGUUGUAACUGUGGAAACAACUACUGCUACUGCUAAUACCAAAGUGGGUGUUUCGGUUGCAAAUACAGAAGUAGCACCUAACAUCGCUAUGAGCCCCUCUGUUGAAGAUGAUCAGACGCAGAGAACAGUCAAUGAGGAUAAGAAUGAAGAAUAUGAGGAUGGAAAUGAUGAAGAAGAUUACGAGGAACAAGAAGAUGAUGACGAUGGUGAUGAUGAUGAUGAUGAUGGAUCACCAAGACCUGGUGAAGGAUCCAUAAGAAAGAAGCUGUGGACUUUUCUCACCACAUAAUCAUCUCACGUGGGAUGAUCCAAGAGAUGUUACUUUCACAUUUAUUAUGUAGAACCAUUAUAGCUUCUUUGUAUCCAAAGACACCCUUUUGAUGGAAGAUGAAGUUAGGGAAUUAGAAGCUAGAGACAUGUGUUUAAUGAUAAUGUACUUUCGAAUUGACAGAACCUAAAGCACCAGGCUCCAGAAGGA